UUCAAUGGGCCAUGAAUAGUCAACAAAUAUGGCGGUUUACGUGUACAGUUCUAAAUAUAGUAACAAACACUUAAUUUAAAUAUUUACCUGUAUAUUUUCGCAUCAAACGAUCGCUUUUACACUGAUUAAAAUCGUAGAGUAAAUAACGUAUUUAAGUUCAUCGGAUAUUCGCCUUAUACGAGUGAAGAUGCGCUGGGUUUUGUACGUGUCGAUUUUGAUGACGCUAGUUGCGCUGACAUGUUGCAUUAUUUCAAUAUGUAUACCGUACUGGCUGUAUACCAGGGACCCCCAGUUAUCGUACCAAGGUCUCUGGCAGAGGUGCGAACCUGUAGGCACCCAGGCAUCAGGGGACAACGUGAAGUGUGAACUCAUUCUACUUCCUCCAGAGUUUCUAGACGCGACCCGCGUGAUGAUGUUAUUCGGAAUGUCCUUGUAUAUUUUCGCCACAAUCUGCUCAUUUGUGUACGUCUGCUGCAGACAAGAAAAGUCCAGUCUCAUCACUGCGGCAACGUUCCUCAUGCUGUUUGGAGGUAUAUUGUGUAUGGUCGGCGUGAUAGUAUACGGUGCCAUGCAUCCCAUACUGCUGAAAGCCAAGGGUCUGGGUCUGCACGCGGGUUUCGCACUCGGCGUGUGUAGUAUCGUGGCCGGAUUUGUAAAUACCUUAUUCUACUGUAUGGCGAGAGCGAGAGGGGACGUCGAUUAAUUCAAAAUAUACACAUGUGCCAUACGCAAUAUGAACAAACUAUUCAAGAGUGUUUCUUUUAAAAAAGUGCUCUCAUGAUUAAUGCGCUGACCAAAAAAAAGCUAACCCGCCAGUUGUUAUUUUGGCUGAUUGUGUUCUUUCAUUGAUUGUGGAAUUGUUCUUGUUACUUGUUAAGGUUUGUUGGUAAAUGUUUUAUUCACCAUAUAGAUAAAAUUUGAUGAAAAAGGUCAGCUAGUUUUGGGGAAUUACGCAAAAAAAAACAUGUCGUAUAAUUUGGCGAAAAUCAUUCAAAUACUAGUACCAGAAUGGCGGGUAAGUUGUUUUUGAUCAGUAUUUACUGGUAGGAUUUUAAAGUACAAAUAUUAAUGUAUGUGAUAAUUAGAUUUAUGCACGUAUAUACAGCUGCCAUACCUCAGGAAAGAUUUGCUUCAAAAUCUCUUAAAGGAACGAUCUGCUGAUAAACCUUACUUAAAGAUUCGCCUAUAUCAGUUUUCUUCUAAAUGUUUUAAAACAACAGCAUUAGUUUGAUAUUCAGCCAUCAGAUUAAUUUUUGAAGGUAGUUGACACGUGAUGACAAUCGGCAAAUUACGUAUCUGUCGUAUGUGAUUUCGGAAUUCUUCGGCUUUUACGGAUAAUCAUGUGCGAGUUGAGCUGUAUUUGCACCCGAAAAAUGCCAAUGUCAUUAUGUAUCAACCACUACUUUUUUUAAAAAAUUACAAAGUCUUUGCUUUUUAGAUUUUUCUGUAUAAGUUCUUUUUUUGUAUAUAUGAAAUUUGAUAUAUGAACAAUUUAUAAAGAAACACACCCGAAAAUUGCAAAUGAGAAAAAAUCGCGCUUUCAAAAUCAAAGCAUUUCUCUUUAGACGCUCACUGUAAUUUUUUUAGCAUUCACUCAUUGUAAAUACUCAUGUCAUCAAAGCAAACCAUAUGAAGAGUAAGAGAUAAAACUGAAUCAUUUUAACUAAAAAAAAAUACGUAAACAGAAAUAAAGAUUCAAAGAGAGUGUAUUUAUUGUGUACAGAUACUCGGACAACGUCUUUUCUACCCGAGAUUAUGUAUCAUUUUUAUUAUUAAUUAUGUCACUUUAAUUAAAGGAAUUCUUAAGGUUUUUCUAGCAUAAAACUGCUGUUAUUGUCACUUUUCGGGGGUGUUUUAACAGGAGAGAAAACAUGUGUUAACAGAGAGAUUCUCGCGCUCACGUGCUGUUAUAACACCUUUUUAUAUAUGCGCGUUCCGUGGCAAAGCGUAAACGCAUUACGGCCCUAAAAUGGAUAAUUCAAAAGGAAAUGAUGUCAACUUGAAAAAACAAUGUAGACUUUACCGCGCAUUUCAUAGAACUUUAAUGACGUUGAGGGUUACUACAUUCGUUUACUUGGUUUUUACACGUUUUAUGCUAGAAUAGCGUUAGCGCAUGUUCUUUCCGUGUUAAAACAUCUUCAGAAUCCCUCGAGAAUCGUUGGUACUUUGGGAUUCUGCAGAUGUUAUAACACGAAAAAACAUGCGUUAUCCCUACAUAAAUGACGUUACUUUUUCGACCUUGUUACGUCAUAAGUCGUCUGCUUUUUGCAGGAAAAUUUUUGUCAGUUUAAGUUAUCUUUUAUAAAAGUAUACAUUUUUGUAUUUUGUGAACUUAUUUGAAAAACAAUCUUGCAUCAUUAGAAAUAGCAUGCUAACGGUUACAAUCUUCAUGAAUCUGAGAAUCUCAGAAACUUUUGUCAGAUGACUUCCGUACUAAAUUGCAAUAGUUUAGCGGAUAAAUGUAUAUACAUGUAUAUAAUUGUACAGACAUAGACAUUAACAUAUAGACACUAUAUUCAUAGCACACAGGUACUUACGGGCACUAAACUUUCAAACAGCAAAAUUUUAAGUAUUUCUGUGACGAAUUUAAUUCGAAAAAUAAUGUUUUUAUUACAGACCUAUCAUUGCUUGUAUACGAAUUUCGAUUUGGACGAAAUUAAUCAUAAAUUGAAUGCUAAACAUCUCAACAACGUUUGUGGGAGGAGGGAGGCAAUUAUUUUCCAGUGCACCACAUUUGAUUUUGAAAGGAAUUCUGACAGAAUCUUAAAACUUGUUUAGUAUUCUUAUAUGACCUAAAAACUAACUUGAGGUCAGACACUUUUUUACCAUGACUAUACUAUUAUAAAGUAUAUGGAGAACUAGCAAGCCUACUCACCUUUGCGCUGGCGUCCGCAUCUACAGAUUGGUUUAAAGUUUUGAUUCACUUUCACUUUAUCUUUACCUUAUUACUUGGUUGAUUUGAUUAAAGUCCAUUGUCAUCACCCACAUCAUAAAACACAAUGUUCAUUAUUCUGGUAAAACUAUUACAUGAGUUAUAUGCCCUUUUAGAAUAGAAUUUCUGGUUAAUAUUUUGAUGCAAUUCUACUCUAUACAUGUUAUCAAAAACGGAUUUAAUUGAACCCAUAUUACCACCCACAUCACGUGAUAUAAGGUCCAUUACUGUGGCAAAUAUGUUCCAUGAAUUAUGCUCACUUUGUACUUUGAAUUUCUGAUAAUUUCUGUUAAUAUGAUAUAGAUUUGAUCUAAACUCAGAAUAGUUUAACAUAUCAUCGCCAACAUCACAUAAAACAUGGUCAGUGAUGUGAGGUGAGCGUUACAUGCUUUUCUUUUUGCUGUAUGAAGGCGGUUGGCACCCAAACUUCCCAACUUACUCAUAUAUUUGAAUUUCUCUUAUCAAUUCAGAAACUUCACAGAAGAACUAUUUUGUUUCCCAGGAGUAUUAAUCACUCAACUGAUAGCUCUGGUUUUCUCAAAUAAGACCUAUUUCACUAUCCAGCAUCGAAAUAGUCGAGCGUCUCUGUUUAUAAUGUUUGCAAUAUUUAACCAAAUUAUACUGUGCAACCGCGCUAAAACAGCAUUGGAAAGACCAAAAUGUGCUUGCUGUACUGACGUUGUUGUCCUAGAGGGGUUAAUUUGCAGAGAAACUUGUUAAGUCGGAAAGAAAAUAUUUGCCUUUUCAGGGAGUCUUUGCCGCUCAGAAGUGUCAUAUUUUAGUCUUAUUAUUUUUAUAAAGAAUACUUCCCAAUUAUGAUAAUCACAUGGCAAAUAUGACAGCAUUAUUGUAAAUUUUAAAAUAAAGAUCUUUUAUUUUUGUAUAUUUUAAGGAUAUAUAUUUGAUACUAGGUUUACUGUUUGAAUGUAAUAUAGUCAAUGUAUAGAUCUAGAUUUUUAUACUUCUUUGUAUGUAUUCAUUUAUGCCUUCAUUACUUUAAAAAUGUAAGUUCAUGCAUAUUGAUUAAUGAUGGAUUAAAAUAGAUUAAAAGAUACAA
Mercenaria mercenaria is the source of this 3989-nucleotide messenger RNA. RefSeq lists its product as uncharacterized. Gene Ontology annotation, cellular component: membrane. The transcript has 4 exons. NCBI's taxonomy places the organism in Eukaryota, Metazoa, Mollusca, Bivalvia, Venerida, Veneridae. Bases 188 to 703 code for a protein of 171 amino acids. The record is from RefSeq and is a predicted model, not a curated record.